UGUUGCUGGACAUUACCGAUCGAGAUCUUGGGCUUUUUUACCUUCACAAAAAAUUAAACCCAGUUGACACCCUUAAAAAUCUUAUUUGUACCUAAGCUUUAGCAGUUUUUGGUUGCAUAGCUUCAGUGUCUGACUAACAGCUUCGACGUCUAUCGACCAAUAAGUUCUUUAGGAAAUGAGAAGGGUUGAUUCCGAAUGUAAUUUUGGCUUGCAACGUGGUUUUGAUUGCAACUCAGUAAUUUCAUCCAGUAAUUCAUCGACGUAAGGAUACGGACAUUCAUACAGAAAAAUCUAUCCUCAUUAUGUCGACGGAGCAGAAUCCAGUGGAGCAGCCCCAGACAACUGAUCUCACCACUGACAAUGCGCUUCAUUAUGACACCGAAAUUAAAGACCCCACCGCCGAACACGAAUAUUUCUGGUUAUAUGAGGAGAGAGAAGACUUGUGGUCCAAGUAUGACUACGAGGAUUCUAAAAGCGGCAAAUGGAUGAUAUUUGUGAAGCUGAACUCUAUGUUUUCCAUGUGGAAGAAGUCCUGCAAUUUAUACAGAGAAGGAAAACUGGAAGGAAUAAUUGCAUGCGACGACCAAGAGUUGAUGAUGCGUUAUGGUAGGAACCUCGUCACGGUCCUGCAAUUCUUCACCAGUAAAGGCGCUAUCCCUUACAAGAGCGACGCGCAGACGGCUCUUGGAACUAGAGCAACUGGCUGCAAAGUUAACUCCAUGUACUGGGUGCGGGUGCCUCGUACACGUGACGAAUGGAAGCAACACGAGGGAAAGAACUUCUGGAGCAGGGUCCGUGGAAUUUCUUCUUCCUCAGGAAACUGGCGAUCAGAGCUAACCAGAAGCGAUCAAGAAUCAUGGAGGUCACCAGGAAAAUAUAAAGACCUAGAGAAAUCAACUGGAAUUGAUCAGGCAUCCUGGAGGUCGCCUGUAGAUGAUCGAAAGUCGUGGAGAUCUACCGGAAAUCAUCAAACCUCGUGGAGAUCUACGGUAAAUGAACGAACCACGUGCAAAUCUACUGGAAAUGAUCGGACCUCGUUCAAAUCUACCCGAAAUGAUCGGACUUCGUGUAAAUUUACCGGAAAUGGUCGGACUUUGUGCAAAUCUACUGGAAAUGAUCGAACCUAGCAAUCCUGCUUGUCGACAGAACUUACCGACCUCCAGAUUUGACACUCGCUGGUUGACAGAACCUGAGAAUUUCAUUGACAUUGGUGAGCAGAACAAGUGGGUCACUGGAUGUUGGAGUAUCCCAUGGAUAAGCCGGACUUCUCUUGGAUGAAGACUCGGAAGCUUUUUCGUGACAGAGGUCAUCUUGUAGCCGUCCU
Hyalella azteca is the source of this 1324-nucleotide messenger RNA. RefSeq lists its product as uncharacterized. The record is from RefSeq and is a predicted model, not a curated record. Bases 303 to 1127 code for a protein of 274 amino acids. The transcript has 3 exons. NCBI's taxonomy places the organism in Eukaryota, Metazoa, Arthropoda, Malacostraca, Amphipoda, Hyalellidae.